AUGGCUACAGCUGCUGAGAACGCCUCACCGAUUGGCAUUGCCAAUCUCCCCAACCAGCGACACAAGAUUGUCGCGAAGCGUGGUGCUAGCUUCACCAUCAUGGUUGCUGGCGAGUCUGGUCUCGGCAAGACUACAUUCAUCAACACCCUCUUCUCCACCACCAUCAAGAACUAUGCCGACCACAAGCGCCGCCACCAGAAGCAGGUUGACAAGACCGUCGAGAUCGAGAUCACCAAGGCCGAGCUCGAGGAGAAGUUCUUCAAGGUCCGACUGACCGUUAUCGACACCCCUGGCUUCGGCGACUAUGUCAACAACCGCGACUCUUGGAUGCCCAUCAUCGAGUUCCUCGACGACCAGCACGAGUCCUACAUGCUUCAGGAGCAGCAGCCUCGUCGCCAGGACAAGAUCGAUCUCCGUGUCCAUGCCUGCCUGUACUUCAUCCGCCCUACCGGCCACACCCUCAAGCCCCUCGACAUUGAGGUCAUGAAGCGCCUUUGCUCGCGCGUCAACCUGAUCCCCGUCAUCGCCAAGGCCGAUACCCUCAGCCCUGCCGACCUGGCCAAGUUCAAGCAGCGAAUUGUCUCUGUCAUUGAGGCCCAGAACAUCAAGAUCUACCAGCCCCCGAUCGAGGAGGACGAUGAGGCCGCUGCUCAGCACGCCCGCAGCCUCAUGGCCGCCAUGCCUUUCGCCGUCAUCGGUUCCGAGAAGGACGUCAAGACUGGCGACGGCCGCAUCGUCAAGGGUCGCCAGUACUCGUGGGGUGUUGCCGAGGUUGAGAACGAGGACCACUGCGACUUCAAGAAGCUCCGCUCCAUCCUGAUCCGAACUCACAUGCUCGACCUCAUCCACACCACUGAGGAGCUGCACUACGAGGCCUACCGCGCCCAGCAGAUGGAGACUCGCAAGUUCGGCGAGGCCCGACCCCGAAAGCUCGACAACCCCAAGUUCAAGGAGGAGGAGGAGGCUCUCCGAAAGCGCUUCACCGAGCAGGUCAAGAUCGAGGAGCAGCGCUUCCGACAAUGGGAGCAGAAGCUCAUCUCGGAGCGCGACCGCCUCAACAAGGAUCUCGAGCAGACCCACGCUCAGAUCAAGCAGCUCGAGGCCGAGCUCGAGUCCAUGCAGGGCAGCGCUGUCCGCAGCCACGGCCGCCGCUAA
Fusarium keratoplasticum is the source of this 1155-nucleotide messenger RNA. RefSeq lists its product as uncharacterized. Gene Ontology annotation, cellular component: cell division site; septin complex; septin ring. Gene Ontology annotation, molecular function: GTP binding; GTPase activity; molecular adaptor activity. NCBI's taxonomy places the organism in Eukaryota, Fungi, Ascomycota, Sordariomycetes, Hypocreales, Nectriaceae. Gene Ontology annotation, biological process: cytoskeleton-dependent cytokinesis. The transcript is spliced from 4 exons. Bases 1 to 1155 code for a protein of 384 amino acids. The record is from RefSeq and is a predicted model, not a curated record.